Molecule: messenger RNA, 31745 nt
Organism: Podarcis lilfordi (Lilford's wall lizard)
Lineage: Eukaryota; Metazoa; Chordata; Lepidosauria; Squamata; Lacertidae
Source: the annotation of a GenBank genome assembly
AUUUUUCCUGUCUGCGCUGUCUAGCGAGGCAGCCAGCAACAACAGCUGCCGCAGUGCUCAGAACUCGUGCGAGCCUGCCAAGGAUUAACUGAUUGGUGACAAUGCAGUCUAUAGACCAGCCUGCCAAGGGCAAGGAGAAAAAACGCGCUUUGACUUCCAGCACCCCAUCCGAAGGUUCAGGGAAUAGAAUGAUAUUCACAGGUAACUGCCGCCGUUCCAUAGCCGCUUAAAUGGCUGGCUGCCAAAUGAAGCUGAAGCAAUAGCAUUCAUCAUAUCGAUGGAGCAGCGUGAGAAGUGACACUCAGCUGCUGCAUCAUACGCAGCAUUGCAUAUCGUCGCUCUGUAUCGUGUUCUAUAAAUAGAGAUUCGCUGUUCUGUGCUGCUAAAGGAGCAUGGAAGGACAAAAAUGAACGAACCUGAUCAUGUAGCAGAGAAGUUUACAUUUAUAUGACUUCUGAUCUGAGUGGAACCAUCUGACUGAUGACAUGCUGGGGAAUCUAAAGUGUGGCCUUGUUGGUUCUCCUGGGCUUCUCAGCAGCUUUCAAUACCAUGCGUGUCUUUCUGGGUCAUCUCACUGGGACAGGACUUGGAGGCAUGGUUUUGCAAUGGUCACAGUCCUUUCUGGGGGAGGAUAGGUCCACAAGGUGGUGGGAAGCCACAAUGUUCCAUUUUGUCCCUGUCCCAUCAUGUCCCCUACUCCCCACAUUCAAACAUCUACAUUAAACCAAGUUGUCUGGAGGCAGUUUGGGGUUGGAUAAGAGCAAAGCACAGACACACCCUGGAGCUAAAUCCUGAUAAGACAUAAGUCCUGUUGGUUGGGAUAUAUGCUGAUCUGGCAGAGAUGGACAAAAUGAAUCUAGGCAGGUUUGCCAUCCUGAAGAGAGUGAGGCAUAUAGCCUGGGCUUUCUUCUGGAUUUACUGCUACCAAUGCAAAAUGGCAUUGGUGGCCAGGAGUGGGUUUCUUUUCCUUCAUUGGUUGACUCACCAGCUGCAGUCCUAUCUAGAGGAAGAAGAACUUGCCUCAGAACCACAUGCUCCUUUUAAAUCCAGGCUAGAUUUGUAUAGCAUGCUCUACUUCUGGCUUCUAAUCAAAGGGAAUUAUUUUACCAGAGCUCCAAUCAUAGUGGUUUGGGGAGUGCUGUUGAAGUAAUAUACGUCCUUGUUCUUGCCUGUACUGUGAUUUUUGCUACUUCUAGUGGUACAUGUUUGGGAAAUGUUGGACAUUCAAAUACUACUCCCCAUGUGUCACAUGCUCACACACUAUCCAUGUCUGUCAAAUCAGUUUUGCACUUAGUUUCUCUAACUUUUGGUUCCAGUUGAACAGAACUCAGGCCCAAAGCUACUUUUUUCAUUCAUCAUAACUCCUAAGCCCCUGCUCUCAUCUUCCUGAAAUUCUGCAGGUUACUUUCCCAGGGGAACCUUUACAAUAUAUGCCAUGUUCGUACUAAAACAAUUGACCACAAAACCACAAUAAACAAAGUGAUUCCUUUUAACUUCCUUCCUCCCCAAAAUAAACUUUAGUAGUGCAGAAAUCUCUCUGAACAUAUUAGUCUAAAAUUUGGCAGGCUUUAAUUUUUCAGGAGGGGUUACUAUUUUUGCAAAUUCCAUCCACUUCUGCCAAAAAGGAAACAAAAUUCUGGAGUGAUAUCCUCCUGAAGGAAGAAAGGAGAGGAUGCUCUCUACAUGAUUAGAGGUACCUUUAAAAUAUUACAUUAUGCAUUUAUUUUUUAAGGAGCCAUGCAUUUAUUUCAAAAAAACAUUUCUUCUUUCUCUGUCAGGGGUUUCCCAUUCACUUCAGUGCAAGGGAUAUUCCUUCUUUCAGAUAGUUAUAUUUGUUUCCAUUUCCAAAUGAAUUUUAAACAAACAAAAAAUCUUAGUGAUUUUAAGGGACAACCUGCUGGUUCUCUCUACUGCUUCCUUUUCAUCUCACCACCUGUUCUCCAUCUUCUUUAUUUUCUCUUACAUUUUGAAGUGAGUUAACUUUCUGUAAAGUAUGCUGGGUAAGAUUUAGGGUUGCUGGGGCUGAAUCCAGUGGGACUCUUUCUUGUGCUGGAAAGCAUAAGAUUGUGUUGCAUCUCCAAGGGGCUGAGAACUGAUUGAAGCAGUAGCCUCUUUUUUCUAUAAGGGAAAGUGACAAUUUCCCCUUUUAGCUUUCUGUUCUCUAAUUCAUAUGCAUUCUCAGGGAACUCCUCUUUGCUUCUACAUUUUGCAGAAGAUCCUCCUUCCUUCUUUUUAAGGGGUCAAGUUUUUCCUUACUUGCCUCACACUUUGCUAGACAACUCUGGUGGCCCUCACAGCUUAUAAUAUUGAUGGGAUACUUGUGGUCCUUCAGAUGUUUCUGGACUACAACUCGCAUUGUCUCUGACAAGUGGCCAUGCUGGCAGGGAUUGGGGGUGUUUGAGUCCAACAAAAUCCAGAAGGUCACUGGUUCCUCAACCCAAGCCUUCCCCCUACCACAUCAGGACCUCUAAGACCCCUCUGUUAGUGUGGUGUGAACUUGGGUGUGUAGUCUACAAUGGCAGGGUAAAGGAGCUCUUGCUUUUGGUUCUCAUUUUUAUUACCCCACAGAUUUGGAAAGAGUAAAGAGAACACUUCACCAUGCUCCUCUGACAUCUAUGUGUUUUAGCAGAUAUCAGAAGGAAUCGUACCCAGAUGUAGAUGGGUAGAAUUCAUCCACACAAGGUGUGGAGCCCUAGAUGGUAGCCAACAAAUUAUAAGAUGAUGCAAGAGAAACAUUUAAAGCAUAACAGUCUUCUGCAUGUUUAAAGGUAAAGGUAAUGUAUGUUUCUGCAUGUUUACUUGGAAGUAAAUCCCAUGCCACUUCCUCACAGGUGAGUGUGCAUAGGACUGUAACCUUAAAUAGGGUAAGACAAAGAAGCCAGGUUACAGAUUUGGGUUAAGUUUACCAUGAGAGAGACUACACUUAAACAGGGUGGGGAAGAGAGAAAAAGAAGGAAAGAGCACACAUACUAUAGUUCUUAUUUUAUCAUUUUUGUUGGUUUUGAAUCUAUAUAUCACACACUCAACUCAGAAGGUCUCUCAGUGUCUUAGGAACUCAGUGCCUAUAGGUAUUGUUAAUAGACUAUUAAUUCACAGAGAGCAUACAUAUGGCUGGAAUAAAGAGCCUCAAAUCCUACACGGGUGCGCUUCUUAACAUUCAACAAAGGGAUUCCCAUUUAAUGCAUUUUGCAAUCAUACAUAGUAUGAAAGAUCCCAUUCCCCAAAGAAAACCUUCUCAUUCUUCUGAACAUAAUCUUAGAAAGUAACAGUAGCCUGUCAUCAUCAUAAUCCUUAACACAAUAAAGGCAGGCUACUUUUGCUUACUAUAGGCAGUGGCAUGGUACUACUAUAAAUAUUUGUCAAAUCAAUCUCAAACACACAAUUUCAGCCUGAUUGGAGAGGAGUUCAAGCUUUAUUUUGAAAGAGUUGAACACAAUUUAAUCACUCCUCUACUCUAGCUAAACAUUCAGGACACUGAAGUGCCAAAGAAAUGAGUAACAGAAUUUACUUCAUAACUCACUGCAUGUUUUUGUAAUUAUGUCAUACUUCAUUUUUUUCUUUCAAACAGGGCUGCACAAGGAUUACUUUAACAUAAAGGGCUAUAGGCACCAUGCAUUGAGUCGAGUUUAGUACAAUAGGACCAUCCAUGCAAACGUUUAUCCCAUGCAGAAAUGAAAAUGAGGAGGUGGAGGAACCAAUAGCACAGCCAAUGGUCUAUUCCCAGUCUCCAUGCAUUAAGGCAUUGUAGGCACAGGAGCCUAUGCAUGAAGCAUACCUUCAUGAUACAGGGACGCUGUGCACAUUUGGGGGCAAGCACAGAGAAUCUGGAAAGCUGUCCAGCAUUUACUUCUAUAUGGCAUUGCUGGCAUCCUUCCCUUCUCCACCCUAUCGUGCUGCUAUUGCUCAUAGCUUUCCAAGGUCUAUAUAGGGGAUGGCACAAGCACAUUCAAAGAGGUAGAAGGUCUGCACUGGAAUAAAUGCAGAAUCAAAAGGAUUUGGUUCUUGCAGGGCAGCAGCUGAAGAAGGAGCAAAAAGGGUUUUCUUGUGUGUGUGUGUGUGUUUCUUAGUGGCUGAUUAGCUGCUCUCCCUGUGCAAAGGUCAGAGGGGGCAGGGUUUCUGUUGAGGCAGGUGAUUAGCUGUGGGAGGAGCUUAUCAGAACUUGCAGGGCAGCGCCGCGCGCCGCUAGGCGCACGCAGUUUGAUCCAUCUUUUAGAUUUAGGGGAGCUAGUCUCAAAUGUUUGUUGGGGGAGACCUAGGUUUUUUUGGGGGGGAGUUAUUUGUCCUGUUUUCACGCUUUUUAUGAUGGAGGACCGCUGUAGCCACCCCCAACGACACGUUCUCAAGAUGGAGGGUGAGGGAAAGCUGCAGUCGCCUGCGGUUCCUGCGCAAUGUUUGCCAUCUUGCCAAAGGUUGCAGGCAGCUUUACCUGCAGCAAUUGCAUGUUGAUUGCCCUCUUAGAAGACAAAGUCCAGCAACUGGAGGAACGUGUAGCUACGCUCCAAAGAAUUAGAGAGCUGGAGCUCUUCUUGGAAGCAACAGAGCACACCGUCUCCACCAAGGAGGAGACAGGGGAGGCUAGUUCACCAACACAGGAGCCAGAUAUAUGGAGAAACGUGACUCAAAGAAGUAGGAGGCCCAGGGUUCGCUCUGAUUGUUUAGAAUACACAAUCGCUUUGAGGUCCUCUCCCCUAGCAUGGAAGACGAAGAGCAGACUCCAUUUGAGGAUCUCUCCCUCAUUACAGUCGAUCAGGUAUAUGAAGACGAGCAGCAAAGUCAGUCCUCAGGGAAUGUGCAGGCGACCUUGGAAGGGACAGCUCACGGAAGAACCCCGACCAAACCUAAGAGGAGGCGUGUAGUGGUGAUAGGGGAUUCCCUACUGAGGAGAACAGAAGCAGUGAUCUGUGGGCCUGACAAGAUGUCUCGGGAAGUGUGCUGUCUCCCCGGGGCUAAGAUCCAAGAUGUAACUGAACGACUGCAAGGAAUCCUAAAACCCACUGACAAAUACCCCUUCCUCUUGGUUCAUGUGGGAACCAAUGACACUGCAAGCAAUAGCCUCCAGAAGAUCAAAAGAGACUACGAGGCUCUGGGCAGGAAAUUGAAGCAAUUAAAUGCACAAAUUGUCAUCUCAUCUGUCCUCCCAGUUGAAUGACGUGGCCCAGGGAGAGAGAGAAAAAUAGUGGAAGUGAACAGCUGGCUUCGCAAAUGGUGUAAACAGGAACAGUCUGGAUUCUUAGAUCACGGACUGCAGUUUCUUGAAGAUGGACUUCUGGCAAGCGAUGGGCUGCACCUCACAACGGUUGGGAGAAAUGCUUUUGCCAAAAAUCUCAGAAACCUCAUCAGGAGGGCUUUAAACUGACUAAUGUGGGGGAGGGGACAGUGCUCCUGAAGGUAGGAGUCUAUCAAUUGAUGAAGAUGAUCAUCCAAAUGUCAUAGACCAAAUGGAGCAAACAGCACGCAGACCUAGUGGUGGGAGGAAAAAAUCCUUAAAUAAGAGACACGGGGAAUGAUUAAUGGACUUCAAUGUCUGUACACUAAUGCGCAAAGCAUGGGAAAUAAACAAGAUGAGCUUGAGCUCUUGGUACAGCAAACUAAAUAUGACAUAAUAGGCAUCACUGAAACCUGGUGGGAUAAGUCCCACCAUUGGAAUGUAAUAAUGGGGGGAUACAAUCUAUUUCAGAGAAACAGACCAGACAAGAAAGGAGGAGGAGUUGCGUUAUAUGUCAGGGAUGUGUAUACCUGGGAAGAGAUCCAAGAUUUAGAACCUCAAAGCCAAAGUGAGAGCAUUUGGGUCAAAAUUAAGGGAGAGAAGAAUAACAGUGACCUCAUUGUGGGAGUUUACUAUAGAUCCCCAAGCCAAACGGAGGACAUAGAUGAUGCCUUCCUGGAACAGAUGGCCAAGCAUGCAAAAGGAGGGAGAUAGUAGUAAUGGGGGACUUCAAUUACCCGGAUAUUUGUUGGAUGUCAAACUCAGCCAAGAGCAUAAGGUCAAACAGAUUCCUCACUGGCCUUGCAGACAACUUCAUUGUCCAGAAAGUGGGAGAAGCAACAAGAGGAACAGCCAUUUUAGAUCUGGUCCUAACCAAUGUUGAUGACCUGGUUAGUGGGGUGGAAGUGGAAGGAUCAUUAGGCGCGAGUGAUCAUGCUCUUCUGAAGUUUACUAUACAGCGGAAAGGAGCAGCUAAGUAUACUAGGACUCAAUUUCUUGACUUUAAGAAAGCCGACUUCAUAAAACUUAGGGAAGUGCUGGGUGAGAUCCCAUGGACAGUAAUACUAAAAGGAAAGGGAGUUCAUGAUGGCUGGGAGUUUGUUAAGAGGGAGAUAGUAAAAGCACAACUUCAGGCAAUACCAAUGAGACGGAAACAUGGAAGGUGCCUAAAGAAGCCAGGGUGGCUAUCUAAAGAACUUUUAACUGAGUUAAGAUUAAAAAGGAUGUGUACAAAAAUGGAAAAGGGGGAAACCACCAAAGAGGAAUUCAAACAAAUAGCCAGCACGUGUAGACACAAAAUCAGAAAAGCUAAAGCACAGAAGGAACUCAGGCUUGCUAGAGAGGUUAAAAGCAACAAAAAAGGCUUUUAUGGGUAUGUUCGUAGCAAAAGGAAGAACAAAGAAACAGUGGGGUCACUCAGAGGAGAAGAUGGUGAAAUGCAAACAGGGGACACAGAAAGGGCUGAACUCCUCAAUGCCUUCUUUGCCUCAGUCUUCUCCGAUAAAGAAAACAGUGCCCGACCUGAAGAAUUUGGAGCAAAUGAUUCAGCAGAGAAUCAGCAGAGGAAACACAGCCCAGAAUAACUAAGGAGAUAGUACAAGAAUACUUGGCUAGUUUAGAUGUAUUCAAGUCUCCAGGGCCAGAUGAACUGCAUCCAAGAGUAUUAAAAGAACUGGCAGAUGUGAUCUCAGAACCACUGGCAGUCAUCUUUGAGAAUUCCUGGAGAACAGGCGAAGUCCCGGCAGACUGGAGGAGGGCAAAUGUUGUCCCUAUUUUCAAAAAGGGGAAUAGAGAGGACCCAAAUAAUUACCGCCCAGUCAGUCUGACAUCAAUACCAGGGAAGAUUCUGGAGCAGAUCAUUAAGCAAACAGUCUGUGAGCACCUAGAAAGGAAUGCUGUGAUCACCAAUAGUCAGCAUGGAUUUCUGAAAAAUAAGUCAUGUCAGACUAAUCUCGUUUUUUGACAGAAUUACAAGCCUGGUAGAUGAAGGGAACGCAGUGGAUGUAGCCUACCUUGAUUUCAGCAAGGCAUUUGACAAGGUGCCCCAUGAUAUUCUUGUAAAGAAGCUGGUAAAAUGCGGUCUUGACUAUGCUACCACUCAGUGGAUUUGUAACUGGCUGACUGACCGAACCCAAAGGGUGCUCAUCAAUGGUUCCUCUUCAUCCUGGAGAAGAGUGACUAGUGGGGUGCCACAGGGUUCUGUCUUGGGCCCGGUCUUAUUCAACAUCUUUAUCAACGACUUGGAUGAUGGACUCAAGGGCAUCCUGAUCAAAUCUGCAGAUGACACCAAACUGGGAGGGGUGGCUAACACCCCAGAGGACAGGAUCACACUUCAAAACGGCCUUGACAGAUUAGAGAACUGGGCAAAAACAAAUAAGAUGAAUUUUAACAGGGAGAAAUGUAAAGUAUUGCACUUGGGCAAAAAAAUUAGAGGCAGUACAUGUGAAAAGGAUCUAGGAGUCUUGGUUGACCACAAACUUGACAUGAGCCAACGCGGCAGCUAAAAAAGCCAAUGCAAUUCUGGGCUGCAUCAAUAGGAGUAUAGCAUCUAGAUCAAGGGAAGUAAUAGUGCCACUGUAUUCUGCUCUGGUCAGACCUCACCUGGAGUACUGUGUCCAGUUCUGGGCACCACAGUUCAAGAAGGACACUGACAAACUGGAACGUGUCCAGAGGAGGGCAACCAAAAUGGUCAAAGGCCUGGAAACGAUGCCUUAUGAGGAACGGCUAAGGGAGCUGGGCAUGUUAGCCUGGAGAAGAGGAGGUUAAGGGGUGAUAUGAUAGCCAUGUUCAAAUAUAUAAAAGGAUGUCACAUAGAGGAGGGAGAAAGGUUGUUUUCUGCUGCUCCAGAGAAGCGGACAUGGAGCAAUGGAUCCAAACUACAAGAAAGAAGAUUCCACCUAAACAUUAGGAAGAACUUCCUGACAGUAAGAGCUGUUCGACAGUGGAAUUUGCUGCCAAGGAGUGUGGUGGAGUCUCCUUCUUUGGAGGUCUUUAAGCAGAGGCUUGACAACCAUAUGUCAGGAGUGCUCUGAUGGUGUUUCCUGCUUGGCAGGGGGUUGGACUCGAUGGCCCUUGUGGUCUCUUCCAACUCUAUGAUUCUAUGAUUCUACGAUUUGAGUUAGCAGUCAAAAAAGAAAACAAUUCGCAACCGCUUUUAAAUACUGAAAUGCGUUUAGAGUCAGGAUGGGAGUAGCAAAUCUAAGAUUAGGUACCCCAUCUUUGCCUUUGUAUAACCAUAUUUUAAAAUGCUUUCUAUUCUCAAGGCCCAGAUGGUUUGCGUAAUCACAGAUCAAGGCUUCCAGAAACUACGCUUUAUAUAGGAGGAGCAACUGCGCCAGUAGAGGGCACUAGUGAAGCUGCUUACCUGUGGAGACCUGCACCAAGGAAUCCUCCUCCAUGGUACCACAGGUGCUGCUAUGUAGGAGAAAUUGGCUGGGGAGUUGGAGAGUUUCAUUCUCUCGCCCAGAAAAACGGCCAGCAGUUAAUGGUAACUAAACUCUUUAUUAUUUCAGAAUGCCCUCUUAUGCUGGAGUAGCUGAGGGAUAGCUGGGACAGUGCCCUCCAGAUGUUUUGGACGGCAGCUUCCAUUAUCUCUGAUCAGUGGCAAUGCUGCUGAUGGGAGUUUCAGUCCACAACUGCAAGGCACCUCAUUGGCUACUCCUGGAGCAGCGUCUAGAGACUUAUGCUGCAUAAUUGUAGUGCUUUAGCUAAACAGGUUUCCUUAUGACUAAACAACACGGUGAUGUUUCUACACAAAAAGACCACGCACAAUCAUUACUAUGAUGGGCAAAAUAAAUCAGCCUGAUGUGACAGUUCAUCAGUAUUGCUAAAGCUUGUGUGUAAAGUAUAUCAUCCACCCAGCCUCACCCAGCAUUAGUUCAGUGGAAGAUGCUGCCGUGUAACAUUAAGCAUGAUGUCAGGAUAUUGUGGGGUGGGAGCCCCCCUCCCAGUCACCCAUAGACCAAGUUUAACCAGUAGGCAGGGCUGCCUUCCUGUCAGCCACCUGGUGUCACAUUGACACCAGGCUACCAAUUUUCCUAUGUCGAAAUCAAAUUGUGCCAGCAAAAGCAUAACACUUUGCAAGCACUGACGACCACCAAGGUAUCCUGAAUCCCUGGCCUACCUGGCAGCAAGUCAGUAUAUCAAGUCCCAAAUCCGGGAUCAAUCCAUGUGUCCAAAGUCCCAUAGAGAUCCUGGAGUAUUGAAGCUAACAACCAACAACAUGGGCAGGUGCAACACUUCAGCUCUGCUUCCCCCUUUUGUACUUUGCAUGCUGAUUACAUCAUCUGGGCUUGCUGAGGCAUGUGACCCCCACCUGUUCCUAGCCUACUCCAGCUGAGGCCUCACAGACCUCCUCCCAGAGCUAGCAAGCCUUACCUGGCCAGUUAGUAAGCUAAGCUGUGGGCCCUUGCCUGCCUCAGACUUCCUGCCUGCUGCUCCUCCCUACGCCUCAGAGUCUGUUCAUGGAGAGUGAACAUAUGUUCUGGCUCUGGUGAUGAGUCCUGCUGCUCUGGUUCCUGUGCAAUGACCCCCAACCUCUUGCCAUCCUCCGUCACCCUGUGAGUAUUUCCUUCGCCAUCCUCUGCUUGCUCUGGUGUGUCCCAGUCCUGGCUACACCCCUCGCCGGGAUCCUCUUCCUCCUCCCCGUUGUCCUGCCAGUUCAUGACACAAGGCUGCUUGCAAAGAUGCAGGGCUUUGCUGGCACUGUGGAUCUGCCUGCCAAACCCACUUUUGGCCCAACCACAUCUUUACCUCCCCAUUAUCUGACAUCAUAUAUGGCAUUGGGUAUAUGGCAGGAUUGCCUGGUUUUCCUGAAAUGGCCUCGCAAACCAAAUCGGAAGGUCAGGCAGGUCAAGUUAUGGCUGUGGACUGGAGGUUCCCCUUUGCCAGGAUAUACAACAGGGAGCAAACACUUUUUAAAAUGUAGGCUGCAAUCAUACAACCAUUUACCUGGGAGCAACUCAAUGAGGCUUACUUCCAAGUAGACAUGUAUAUUGCACAGUCAGCCCAUAUCAGCUGAAAGUAUAGUUGAAAUGCAUAAAUUUAAAAUUAGGCAGAAUUUCAGAAUUCCAAUUCACUAUGGUGGAUUUCAACCCUUUUCAAAUUCUAGUUUUGCUUUCUUUCUUUCUUUUUAAUGAAUAAGAACAAUGAAAAAUAAUAAAACCCUCAGAAUUAGGAAAAUAUCAUUUGAAGUUUGCAAGAAACUUCUGGAAGAAAUAGCAUUGAAAAUGUUUCUAUGCCAAAUGCUGUCCUAUCUUGAAGGCUUUUUAGGGUUUAUUCCCUCAGCCUAAUGCUGCUACAGCAUAAUUACUGCAGGAUGGCAAGAAAACUUGGCAUAGCCAUCACCGAAUGUGUUAGGACAUUGCAAAAAAAAAAUGGAAUGGGUAGGGUAGGUGGAUUCUGUUACUGAAAAAGCAAUCUGAUACAUGCUUGUUAAUCUAGAUAAUAUCUAGAAAUUGUCUAGCAGACAUGUACUAUUCCCAACAAUUUCCACUGUAUUGAGUGGUACUGGACACAAUCCUCAAAAAAAAUGAUAAGCUUAGAAGCAUGCCCUUAAGAUACAAUGGCUACUCUGCGAUAAUUCCAAUAAGAGAAUUAAUUUCAUGGGCGACUGUCUCUAACAUAGGAAGCUGCCUUAACUCCAAAUCAGAUAGAUAGAUAGAAAGAUAGAUGAUAGAUAGAUGUCCUGCUAUCUUUUCAACCAAAUUCUUCUUCCAGUUUUGAAGCUGCUAGCAGAAAAAAUUAAAGAAAUGCCUAAGAGAUGAUAACUGUAUUUAUGGACUUAAAAUUGAUGAGAAUUUGAUGGCAUCAGCAUGGUUUUAAAAGAGAGAGAGAUUGUGAAUUAAAAUGUAGAUUGUUUUUAUUCAAUGAUCCAUAUUUUGUCAUAAUUCUUGCAUAGCUCUGCAAUGCCCUGUUCCUCAUAACUCAAGAUAAAAAAACCAUUGAUCACUUCUAUGUAAAUUUCACAUGGGUCAACAUUGUUAAAGAAGGAUGCAGCUUAGAGACUGGGAACCUGUGGUUCAGCAGAUGUGGCUGUACUCCAAAACCAGUCAAUCCCAGACAACAUGGCCACUAGGGAUGAUGGGUGUCCAACAGCCUAUGGAGGACCAUAAGUUCCCCACUCCUGGUUUAAGCACAACAGCCAAAGCCAUGACACAAAACCAAUAUCAGAAAUGGCAGGAUAGGAGGUGUAUAACCCUCCCAAUAUUACCGAACUACAAAUCCCAUCAUCCCUAGCAUGCUUGCUGAGGCUAGUGGGGUUUGGAGUUCCACAACAUCUGGAGGGCCACAGGUUCCUGGUCUAUAACCCUACAAAAAGGGCAGGGUUUAUGGCCCUUUCUCUCAUACCCUGGGAAUCCUGUGUACCACAGGUGCCCAUGGCAUACUCUGCAACUAGAAUCUUUAUAUUGAUCCCCAAUUAACCAUGGGUCCCUGUGAUAUGUACACAAUAUAUGUACUCAGGCAGAUUUGUUUCAAUCUUGAUUGCUAUGUAACGAAUCUGCAAAUAUCAGAAUAUUGAAAGUGCCCCCCUCCCAUAGCCACUCUACUAAGUGGCUUAGUAGAGUGUAAACAUGCAUUGUAAGCAUAAUACUUUGUUUCUUUUUGACAGCAUGAACGAUUUCCUCCAGCUGAAGAGUUUGAAAUAGUGGCUCGAUACAGAAAUCCCAGGUAGGGUUAUUUGAAGGCUGCUAUGGGGUUUUGUUUUUUAUUUUUAAAUUGCUCUAUAAAAAUUUCUUUUUACUCUCCUGUACGGACUAACCUACUGUAGAAGUGAUGGGCAAGAUAUAAGUAGUACUGUCCAUAUUAUCCACUUUGAAUGGAAUAGCUUUAAUAAUUACAUCUUGUUAUGACUCAAUGAUGCUAAGUGGCCUUCCAAUAUGAUGACAAUAUCUGCAAGUAGGAAGGGCUUUACAAUUAAUGUUAUGCUGAGCAGCUUAAAUUACAGUUGGCUAGAAAGAAUUCAGCAAAUGCUGCCCACAUGAAACACUCUGUGUAUAUUAACCAGAUGAGAACAGAGAUACUUGCCUUCUCGGUUUUCCAGUUUGGCUGCCCACUGUCAAGGCUUAAAUAUGUUCAUGUGCUCAGCUGUGUUGCAGGGGAGAGGAAGGAGACAGAUGCCAAGUGCCAUUUAUUUUGGUGCCAAAACAAGGCCAAGAUCAUCACCAGCAACCAUAGUCCUUUCCUAUGGAGAAAUUAAAUAUUGCUCAGAGCUCCAUCUCAAAUCACCUGGGGGAAAAAUGAAUCCUUUUCUCAUAAAACCAAGUAGUCAACACUCUGAUCUGGUGCCUCCACCCCUCUUUCCCAACUCAUUUGAAGUUAAGCAAUUACCUGACUCCCCUAAACUCCAAAGGACAUGUAUAGGUUCCAUACUUGUUUAUGCUUUAAUUCCUCCUGGAGUAGCAGUCAAUCAUAAACACACACAUACACAUAACCAAAUACAUUUUCAUAUCUGAAGCAGGAUGGCAAAUAUAUUAAUAUUAUUCACAAUGAGACUAUGCACCAGCUCUGGCUGCAAUACAGUGGUGCCCCGCAAGACGAAUGCCUCGCAAGACGGAAAACUCGCUAGACGAAAGGGUUUUCCGUUUUUUGAGCUGCUUCGCAAGACGAAUUUCCCUAUGGGCUUGCUUCGCAAGAAGAAAACGUCUUGCAAGUUUGUUUCCUUUUUCUUAACACCGUUAAUACAGUUGCGACUUGACUUCGAGGAGCAACUCAUAGAACGCAGUGUACAUAGUAGCCUUUUUUGAGGUUUUUAAAGACUUUGGUGAUUUUUGAAGCUUUUCCAAAACUUCUUUGCAGCCAUUUGGUAAGUUAAGCUUUUAAAACUACUUUGGGGGGUUUGGGAUUUUGGGUUGGGGUGUUUGGAAUUCAAGGACUUGGUGUUGGGGAGGGGUUUGCAAGAAUCUGGAAGCUUGUGUGUUUUUUUCUGCAUUUUUAUGAUUUUCUGUGACCAUUGGGCAACUCUGCUGUUUUUUAAAAAAUUCUGGAUUUGAAUUUCUGUGUGGUGGGUGGCUGGGAGAACAGUUGGGGAGGGGUUUGCAAGAAUCUGGAAGCUUGUGGUUUUUUUCUGCAUUUUUAUGAUUUUCUGUGACCAUUGGGCAACUCUGCUGUUUUUUUAAAAAAAAUUCUGGGUUUGAAUUUUGAAAUGCUCUUUACAGUAUGUGUGACUUUAAAGAGCACUUAAUAAACUCUUGUUGUACCAAAUUUGGCUUUGUUUGGACUUUUUUUGACCAUAGGAACGCAUUAAUUGAUUUUCAAUGCAUUCCUAUGGGAUUUCGUGCUUCACAAGACGAAAAAUUCGCUAGACGAAAAAAUUCGCGGAACGAAUUAAUUUCGUCUUGCGAGGCACCACUGUAGUGUGAAGUUCAUAAAUCCUACUAAAGUGGAAGCAAAAUUGUCUGCCGCACAUUCCUCCUUCCUUGAGUACUGACUGAGUUCCAGGGCCAGUACUGCAGCAAAUCUGCAGGUUGCAUUUAGAACGACAACUUCUUACUUGCUUUGCUAAACUGCCAAGCAUAUUCUGGGUAUAUUAGAACAUGCAUACAAUUGCUUCUGAUACAAGAUGACAGUAGCUCAGAAAGAUUCCAUGAGUGAGGCUGGGCCUCAGUGGAAGCAGGCAUACCGCUGGGAGAACAACAUGAGUCCUGACUGUGUGUCAUACUUGCAAGCUUUGCUGGCUGCUGUUACUACACCAAUUCGUUUGCAUCUCCAGCAGUGGAAAUUGCUGAAACAAAUAAGAAUCAGUGCUCUAAUUGCGCGCGCACACACCCUUUCUUCUCUCAACAUGCACAUUUCCUCCCUAGAUGGAUCAGAUAAUAGCCAGUACCUGAGUUCAGACACCCUCCUGCCAAUAAUUUUGGAUGGCAUAGGAGUAUGUGCAUGCCUCUCUCCUCUGUCAUAUACGGAAGGUAAUGGGGGUUCUUUAUGUGGGUUGGGGUGAUAGCUCAGAGCUGGUGUGGUGUAGUAGUUAGAGUGUCAUAACAGGGAGAGUCGGAUAAGUACUCUUCCUGUGACUCACUCCUUGUUGUGUCUGGGCUGUAUAGUCUCAUCUUAAAAUCUUGGCUAUAUGUAACAGCAGCAUCUCUGUGAUUUUUUUUUUAAACUUAAUAUGAUCCGUGUAUGGUUCUGUUAUUGUUUGCAUGGUUAUGUUUGUACAAAUGUUGAUCAUAAAUCAAAUAAAAAAAUUUUUUUUAAGUGUGUCAGUCAAGGACCUAGGAGACCAGGCUUCAAAUCCCCACUCAGUUAUGAAGUCUCAGUUGGCCAGACUCUGUCUCUCAGUGUAACCUACCUACCAGGGCUGCUCUGAGGAUAAAAGGAGGAAAUCCAUGCAUGCCACUUUGAGUUCCUUGGAGGAAUGGUCAGAUAUUUUAAAAAAAUGUAACAGGCAAACAUGUUGCAUGCAGGAGACCCCAAGGUUCUUUUUUCUGCAGCUAAAGUUAAAGGGCUUUUAGGUAGCUGGGGUGGAUACAGAAAGGCUUCUGCUAGAGAUGUUGGACAGCACAUCAAACCAGACAAUGCUGGUUAAAAUGGAGCAAGGUUCUGACUUCACGAAAGGCACCUUCAUGUUUGUGAUUCUUUCUUUUCCAAGAAAUAAAAAUUAGGAGACAAGGGUCCACGAACUGGGACACUACACCGACUGCCUACUUGACAGGAUGUGGGAGAGGGGAAGAGGUACCCAUUUUACCACCUCACAGAUUGGAAUAUGGGCAAAAACUUAGGAGCUCAGUUAAGUCCAUGGCUAGUCUUAAUACUAAAAGUCACAGUGGAUUUAAAAGGUAGCUACAGAGAUGCAUACAAUCAGUGAAUGGAAUGCUUCCCAGAUUGAGAUUCUGGCUUGGUACAUAGUUUAAGAUCCUGGCUAGUAAAUUGACAUUAAAUCACAGUUGUCCAUUUUGGGCAUACUGGGGAAAUGCAACUUAGGAUAACUGGGAUUGACACACCAUUGAGGAAGGGAGUAGGUGAGUGAAACUCAUUCCCCAAUUCUAAGCUAUGGUUUAAUUAGCUGGGAAGCAUACGUAUGAGCAGAGCCAAUGUUAAUUAAAUUAAUAUCUCAAAACAAAGCACAACCCUUUAGAAAAAUAAUGAUGUUUAUGCCAACAGCACAAAGCACUGAUAACCAUUUUCAGUGAAAUGCUACUGAAGACACUUAGUCCUCAGUUCUAUAAUAAGCUGUGGGAAACAUUUCUGGAUGAUCAUAUUCCCAGAAAAUUAGCCUCCUCUAUCAUAUACCCAACUUAAAUGUGAGCUACAGCCUGCCUAGUUAUUCUAAAAUGUUUGGUAUUGCAAUGUAUAUGUAUUUUAAAAGAUAAAUCAAUGUAGUGGUCUAGUUAUUGCUACUGAGUUGACAAUUGCUAUUUUUACAUUAGCACAGCAGACAUGGAUCUUACACCUUUCCCCAGAGCUCCUAAAGCAUUUGUUGCUUGCACUAUGCUUUUGGCAUUCACUAUGAGGGAAUUCCUAUGCUCUCUUCAGACUGAAACCAUGAAAACCAGCACUUCCUUUUUGAGGUUCAACUUCCUCAGAAAGCAACUAGUGACCAUAACAGAGCAUUAAAAAAACACAAACAAAAACAGCAAGUGAAAAUACAUAUGCAGUAGUGGAUUUCUGUGGAAUGUUCCAGGGUACUGUGGAGCGUUCUGUGACUUUUCCAAUAGAGUCACAGUAGUGAUUCCUGUCUGGGACCCUCUUCGUAUCUUGUUCCUCCUGAUGUGUUUAAUUGCGGGUUGCCUGUACCAAAUGUUCAUGCUCUGAGCCAUGUUUUACCCAUGACUUGGCGAUCUGAGGGAAGAGGGGUGUAGCAAUGCUCACCAAGUGCCAGAGACCAAUGGCCAGCCCCUAAAGUAUAAAACCGCCAUGUGAUAAAUGUUUGUAAAAUUUGUCUGCACAGUGGUACCUCGGAAGUUGAACAGAAUCCAUUCCAGAAGUCCGUUUGACUUCCAAAAUGUUUGGAAACCAAGGCACGGCUUCCGAUUGGCUGCAGGAAGCUCCUGCAGCCAAUCAGAAGCUGCAGAAACACCGUCUGACAUUUGGCUUCCAAAUAAUGUUCGCAAACUGGACCACUCACUUCUGGGUUUGUGGUGUUCAGGAGCCAAAGCGGGCAAGUACCAAGGCGUUUGACAACCAAGGUACCACUGUAUAUGGGUAGUUGCCUUUUUCCAAGGCAGACCUCUGGUUCAUCUAGUUCCGUACAGUAUUAACAACACGGUCUUGCAGCAGCACUCCAGGGUGUCAGCCAAGAGUCUUUCCCUCAUCUUUUAACUGGUGAUACUGGUGACUGAACCUGAGACGUUUUGCAAGCAAAGCGUGUGUUGUGUCACUGAACUAUAGCCCCUCCCAGGCAGGUAUGGGCUCAUGCUCAUCAUUUUCUCCUCAUUUUUUACACACAUUGCUCAGCUGGACUGGAAUCCUAUUUCCGGCUCUUCUCCCACCAAAACCACAGUGUGUACAUUUAAGGUCAUAUGUAAUUCCCGAGCUUCUGGAAACUAAAGCUCAUCAAGCCAUGAUGGGAAAUGAAAGGCACAUGCCUUUAUCAAAACUAAGCAUUCCUGUUGAAACACACAAGAGGAAUACGUAGAGCGCGGGUGGUGACACACUUUUGCCCUUUUGAAAAUAGCACACACCAGAAAGGAAUGUAAUCUGAACCAGUAGUUAAACUAGCACAGAUGUUACUGGUAACAUGUUAAAUAUAUUAUUACUACUACUAUAUUAUUUCUGAUCAAAUGUGAAAUUUAGUCCACUUCUGGAUUCCCCACAAGACAUAAUAUUUUCCUAGUUGGAUUAGGUAAAUUACGGAACUGAAGUCAAGUUCUGAAUGUUUUUCAGCUGGCAACAUGGCUAUUUUUGUUACAGUCCUCACAGAGAGAGAACUCCACAACAGUUUCUCACACCCAUAUAGUAUUUGUUCAUAUUUCAAUUGACAUAUCUUAUGACUGACUUCUCAGUUUGUGUUUCAGUUCUUGUUAGCUCCACUCUUGGGCUGCUGUUACACUUUACUUUCUUUUUUUGCAGUUUCUACCAUCCCUUUGUUGUUUUUGUUAGGGAAUACUUUGUGUAUUCCACAGAGUGAGCAAGUCAGGUGGGUGGGAUGGGAUUUCCCUUUCCAAGUAAUUCAUUUUAAGGACAAAAGAUAUCAGCUGUUUGUUUUUACUUCCCAUUGAGUUUGCCAAUUCAUCUUUUCAAAACAAAGCUUUUUUUCAAACUAUAAUAUGUAUACAUCUCUUAUAACUACUGUUCCUUUGUGUAACCUGAGUGCAAGUACACAUGCAGUUUCCGUGUUUGCAGAGGUUGUUCUACAAGGUUGGGAGAAAAGGCUAUAUUCAGACCAUGGGGUUUUGAUGCCACUUUGCACUUCAUGAAUUACCAAGAGUUCUCAAUUUGUCUAGAUUUGGUUUCUGAACUUGGGUCACAUCCCACACUUAAAGCACAGGGGCUCCCCGCACCCAAGAAUCAUGGAAACAUUAGUUUACCCCUCACAGAGAUACAGCACCCUUAACAAACUACAGUUCCCAGGAUUUUUGGGGAGGAAGCUACUUGUUUGGAUGUGUACCUGGCCAGUCUGCAUGUGGCAGGAUAAGAGUCAGGGCAAGAGUCUCUAUAACCAUGUUAGAAUUCUUCUCAUGCAUUCACCCUCUUUUCUGUAGGGAACAGCAGGUUUAAGGGAGGGUAUGGGGCUGCAUGGGCUGGCUCACCCUCCAGACACUGAAAUGCACAGGUGGGCAGCAUGGGCAAAGCCAGGAUUUUUGUAAGGCACAGCAGGCUUUUGUUAGGGUAGGGGGGCAUAACCCUGGUUAGGUAAAGAUAAAGGGACCCCUGACCAUUAGGUCCAGUCGUGACCGACUCUGGGGUUGCGGCACUCAACUUGCUUUAUUGGCCGAGGGAGCCGGUGUACAGCUUCCAGGUCAUGUGGCCAGCAUGACUAAGCCGCUUCUGGCGAACCAGAGCAGCGCAUGGAAAUGUCAUUUACCUUCCCGCCGGAGUGGUACCUAUUUAUCUACUUGCACUUUGACGUGCUUUCGAACUGCUAGGUUGGCAGGAGCAAGGACCGAGCAACGGGAGCUCACCCCGUCGCGGGGAUUCAAACCACCGACCAUCUGAUCGGCAAGUCCUAGGCUCUGUGGUUUAACCCACAGCGCCACCCGCGUCCCUAACCUUGGUUAGUUAAGUAUUUUUAUGGAUUUUUUUUAUUGAUUUAGAGGGGCAGCUGCCCACCUCCUUGGCUAUGCCCAUGGUGGGCAGCUUGAGAAAGGGCUCUCCACAAAACUGAUGUACACAGGUAGAACUCCUCCACUGGAGGGCAGGGAUCCUGAUUGGUCCAGAGUCUCUCCCUGUCUAGAGAGCCCUUUUCCAUGUCAUCUGAAUGUAUGGAAGGCAUGGCCAUGACAGACACCAGCAGUGCAGGUGGGGCUAGCCUGUGCAAUCUCAUGGCCUCUCCUAUCUUGUGUGUGUGUAUGUGCCAUGUAAGCUUUAUUUGAGUGAAGAGGGAAAUGCUCUAUUUACAACAGGUGGAGUAUGUGAAAGUAGCACUUCCUGACAUUUCUGGGCUGAAGAUUCUCUGCUUCAAAUUCUAACAGCAUGCAGAUGAGAUAAACAUGUGUUGCACUGCAUUUACUGUGGCCAUGCUGCCCUGUUGGUAGAGUAGGUUUCAUCUCCUCCAGCUUUGAUCAGACAGAAGUCACUAACAUUUAAAAAAUGCUAUGAAAAAAGGUAGAUAAACCAGAGGAGAGCUAAGAAUAACUGACAUUUCUCUUAUCCAUUUUUGUUUCUUUUCAAGAACUAGAUCUCUCUCUCUCUCUCUCUCUCUCUCUCUCUCUCUCUCUCACACACACACACACACACACUUUGUAGUUGUGCAUAUGUCUUCAUUUGCAUAGGCACACUGCAAAUGAGGGGAUUACCAUUUGUAAGAAAUACUGCAUUAUUUUUUCCCAGUACUUUUUAUGUUUUGCCUGUCCACUUCUGGCAUGGUACUGAUCACCAGAUCAGGAAUGACCACAGAGCCCGUUCAAGUGAAAAUACACAAAUGCACUGAGCAAAGAUCCCAUACAGUGGUACCUCAGGUUACAAACACUUCAGGUUACAAACUCUGCUAACCCGGGAGUAGUACCUCGGGUUGAGAAUUUUACCUCAGGAUGAGAACGGAAAUCUCACAGUAGCGGUGCGGUGGCAGCCAGAGGUCCCAUUAGCAAAAGCAUGCCUCUAGUUAAGAACAGUUUCAGGUUAAGAACGGACCUCCGGAACGAAUUAAGUUUGUAACCCGAGGUACCACUGUACCUACUUCACAACCUUAUGUUAACAGCAUGGGAUUAUUUUAAACUUUCCUGCUUCUUGGGCAGUUCAAAGUGAAUUAAAUUGCAGUGCUAUUUUUAGAACCAUGCUUACAUCUUCACUAUGAAAUAAUUUGGGUUUACUAUUGCCAACAGGCUAUAAGCAGGCUGAGGAACUGAAUCCAAUAGGCUGGAUCCUUAAUUCCUCCAUCCCAGCAGGUCCAUUUUGACAAAGUGGGCAGCCCUGCCCUCCUCCCAAAGUUAAAAGGGGCUUGCUCUCUAUAGCCAAUCAGCAGGUACAGCAAACCACGUUGAAACUCAUCUGCAGGCGCAGUUUGGAUUGAUUUAUCUCCUCUGCACAUACUGCCUGCUUGAGAUCCCACAACCUGAAGGCGGACCUCUUUCCAUAGAAGCCUACUAGGCAAUAAGAGAGGGGGGCUUUUCAGCAAUGCCCCCCCCACCUGAGGAAUGCUCUCCCCAAGGAGGCCUGCUUGGUGUCCACUAUACACACUUUUUUGUGCCACCUUUUAUUCCAGGCCUUUUAGUAACUGUCCGCAUUUUAAACCAUGGGUAGUCAAACUAAGGCCCGGGGGCCAGAUCCAGCCCAAUCGCCUUCUAAAUACGGCCCACGGAUGAUUCUGGAUUCAGUAUGUUUUUACAUGAGUAGAAUGUGUCCUUUUAUUUAAAAUGCAUCUCUGAGUUAUUUGUGGGGCAUAGGAAUUCGUUCAUUCCCCCCCGCCACAAAAAAAUAUAGUCCAGUCCCCCACAAGGUCUGAGGGUCAGUGGAUCGGCCCCCUGCUGAAAAGGUUUGCUGACCGCUGUAAUUUAAACAAUCUUAGAAUCUUUUAUCAACCAUUAUUUUAAUAUUGUUCACUGGGAAUGUUUUAUCUGAGGAGGAUUUUUAUUUACGCAUGCGUCUAUGCUUGCAAGAUAGAUUCUGUUGUUAAUUGUUGACUUGUGUAGUUUAGUCAUGUUUUAGAUUUGGUACAAUACUUGUUAUAUUGUAUGCUGUUUAUUGGUUUUAAACUAAGUCACUUACAGGCUUUUCUCCAUGGGCAACCCAAAUUUGGUAAACAGCAGCAGUUCAUUAUAUAUAUAUUAAUAUGGCAGAUGGUAUUCGUGAGCAAUGCAUGCAAUUAAGCAAAUCUUUGAAGAGAACUGAUUGCAGCAAUUUAUUUAUUAAAUUUAUAUCCCACCAUCCCUCCCAAAGGAUCCCAUGGCGAAAUGUUGAAGUAGUGUUUUGUUUUGUUUUUAAAAAGAAAUUCUUCUAACUCCUGCAAGUCUUUGAGUUCUUAAACUGUGCUGUGACACAUUGAGACUGACUGGGUGGAGAAAUUUGUUGUUUUGCUUCCUGCAUGUAUGGAUAACCAGAUGGAUGAGGGUUGGGUGUUGUUGUUAGGCUGUUGUUUUUUGGCAUUCUGCUAAACAGAGUGGCAUGUGAUGUGUUACUCCAUCUUUCAAUGUGUGAACUUUUCAUCCACAUUAAUUCAUUAUUGUAAAAUUGCUAUCAGAAUGUGUUACUGCAUUUCAUGUUUUGAACAGCUUAAGAAGAGGCUAUGAGACAAAUAGAACGUUCUGUUUUCCUUCUGCAAAUGGGCUGAAUAGUACACGUAGUACACUCCCAUUUAGAAGCACAUUUAGGGCCAGAUUUGUACCUUCCCUUUCAUCACUCACUGAGAUUGAAAUCUUGCACAUAGGCUUCUUUACUACAGACAGGCUUCAAAGUGUGGGCAGUGCCUGGCAAUAUGCCCAGUGCCCAAUGCUGAAGAUGGGAUUCCACACCUGACCAAUCACAUGAAGCUGUUGAUGGUUUGCACUUAAAUCAGGAUUGAAAACCAGGAUCAGACUGCAGUAUGCAAUCCUGGUUUGAGCAGAACCAUGGCUUCUGCUAACCACGAUCAGAAGCAUUCGAUCUCAAAAUGAGCAAACACAAAAGCUUGAAGUUCAUGCUUGCUUGGAAUGCCAAAAACAAAACAAAACAUGGUUUGGUUUACAUCUGAAUAGCUCCAGGGUCAAAUGACACGUGGUACUGAAUAGGUGGCUUUAAAAGGAAAACUGCAAAUAGAAGCAAGAGCUGAGAGCAUGAAGGAGGGGGGGCGUAACACUUUCCCUCACAUCUCAGACCUACCAGCUAUAAGCCCCUACAUCCAGGUGCUCUUGAACGUUUCAUGGUGGAAGGGAGUUUAUAUUUAUCAUGGGAGGAAAGCUUUGAUGGGCGAUUUUUCAGUGGGACUGCGGUGGGCAAAGGAGGAUUAAUUCGCACUUCUCAUACACCACAGUCCUGAUCAUGCUCCUGUGCCUAUAGUAAAAUUAAUUGCCGUAGUUUAACAAGCAAAUAGUGUGCCCUUCUGCCCUUCAACAUUGUUUCCAUUUCAUGGAAUACCUACACAGGUAAGUGCUUUUCAAAGGCAUCAACCUUUGUCGCCUUUCAUGUUCCCAAAAGCCGCCAAAAGAGCAAAGCUGCUCUAAAGUUACAAAAGAUGGCGAUUAAUUGUCACAGACUACAGUGCUAACAGCAUUGAUGUAAUUAAGGUAAAAUAGAAAAGAACUAUGGUGUUUGUUAACAAUAAAAAACAGCUGCCUUUGCUACUUCCGUAACACUGGCAGAACUUUUUGUUUCAUUUUGUAACACACACACACACACACACACACACACACACACACACUUCCUACAGCACUAUAAAAGGCUACAAAACAGGCAGGAAAUUGAAACAUUCAGAGGAAUGUCCUCAGGAAAUACGAUUGCUGUGAAUAUGUUAACACAGCCACUUAAUAUAGGCCUAUCUUAAAAAGUUUUUUUGCGAUAAUUACUAUUUACCUCCCUUUGCAUGUGCAUUAUGGAGAUAUCCCAACUCCACCAGUGGCAAGGACAGUACAGGAAUGUCUCCAUGCUGCAUUUAUUAGUCAUGUAAACACAGAGUAGCUAUUUUCAGUUUCCCCUGGCAGAACAAGCCACCUGGAGUUUAUAGGAAUCAUUAAUGCUGUUAGUAGAACAUCAGUAGUAAUUAAAGUCCUUUCCAAGCAGGACUUAGCAAUAAAUAUGAAGUUUUUUUUAUCUCCCAACCCUUGUAAUGCCAGAACCAGAUAAUGAAAUAUGCAAGCGUAACAGUUGUGAUUAUCUACUUCUAUUGCAGCGAGUUAAGGAGCAGCAAUGAAGAAAAAUGAAAAGCAGUUGCCAGUCCAUUAACUUCUCUGACCAUGACAGGAUUUUUACCUAGGAGUCCCUGGUGCACAGGCCUUAUUUCCCCCACCCAACCCCCAACCCUUUUGGGAAGCUGCUUUGAAGAGGAAAAUAGGAUUUGCUUAGGUUGCAUUACCUCAGAGUAAUUUGAAGCCCAGCUGGAAUCUGUAAGUAGCAAUCAGCAUUGUGCCUGUGACAUCACCAUGGCACUGAGACAUCCCUUCUCUACAAACAACCGCCCACCCCAGUCUAGGGCAGUGUAAAUGUCAUUUGUCAGCGUAGGAAGUCAUUAACACAGACACACGCCACAAAAGUGCAACCUUAGCUUUUGCAGACGAUCCGCACCUGAGUGCAAGGUCGGGCUUCUCAGAUGCAAAGAAAAAUAAAAUGCAUACACAGAAUGCCAAUCCCCACCCCUAAUAAGUCCCAUUAAACAUCUCGUUAAAUGAUAAUUAACUUUAGUCAGGAUCAUACUGGGGCAUGGUGUGCUCUCCCUUCAUUCCCCUCCUUCAGAAGUAGGACGAAGAUUAGCUGCAGGAGAUAAAUGUCUUCAAUAUACACCCCACUUAUACAUGGCUUAUUUUUAAUACCUAACAAGCCUCGGAAAGCUAUAAGUCCCCCAAACCUUCGCUAGUAUUUUGCUCUGAAGAUUCACCAGUUGGAUUUAAGGCAAAUGAGAGUCAGUUUCUACAGCCACCAAUAAUUAUUUCUUACCAUGUCCUGAGGGGUUAUUACCUCAUGCUCUUUCCUACAUAUAAUGUUCACCAGGGCUGGCCCAAGACGUUUUGGCACCUGAGGCGAACCACAAAAUGACAUUUCCUCCCCUUAGCAGGGAAGAAAGGGUGAGUGAAGAGCAAUAUCAGGAACGGGAAGGAACAAAGAUCUACACCAGGAACAAGGGUGGGAACAAGAGACCAGUAGCGCCUCCUAUUUGCUAAGAGGCCGCUGUGGCAGCAUCGGCCUUGUGGGGGUCAGAUCUGGCUUCUAAGGAGAAUGCUGCAGCUGUUGUUGCCACUGCGGCAGCAGCUGGUGCCACAUUCCUUGGAGGCCGGAUCUGCGGCCUGUGGAUUCAGCCCCCUGAGACGGUCACCUCACCUUGCCUCAGGCAUGGGCCAGCCCUGAUCUUCACAUUACGUUUACUUCAAAUGUGUAGUGGUGGUUUCUUUCUUUGUUUUUGUUUAAAAAGCAAAUAGUAUAUGCAGGGAGGGGGUUUGAUAAUUAUGGAGAUUGGAGCAGAUGAGUAAAGGAAAUUUAAUUUUUUUGUCCCUUGCUGCAGUCAUGAGGAAAAUCCUCCUUUGAAGCUGAUAUUUGUGAGGGUAGGGGAGGACAGAACCCCUCAUUGCUCAGUAUUCACAUUCCAUCCAAAGGAUUAUUUAUUGUUGUUGCUGUUUAUUAAAUUUGUAUACUGUAUAUUUAAUUUGUUUAUUAAAUUUGUAUACUGCCCUAUUACCAUAGAUCUCAGGGUGGUUAACAACAUAAAAUAAAAAUAUAAAAAGAUGAAAUACAUAAUAAAAACAAAGACAACCCAAAAAACUGCAUGAAAUAGUGACUCCAUCCCUGGUUUAAAUAGCUUUUAUUACCCCAUUCAACAACUAUUUUUUUCUAGUGUGUAUUACAAUUCAUCCCAAAUAAUAACCAUAGUUCAAUGGUGAUGAAAAUGUUAGGCUGUAACAGCUUUUAACCAGGGGGAGUUUUUACAUUUCCUCAUGAGGACUUCUAUAUCAGCAUAUGUACAACUUCAUAAUAGGUAACUAAUAUACCUAUUUACAGUCAUAAAUCUACAAUUCUGUUUGUGAAAUUAUCUGUCACACAUUCAAGUCCAAGUAUUAUAGGGGCUUGCACCAAAAAACUUAUUGGAAAAGGUGAGUUUUGAGGAGGGGUUUUUAGGAAGGAAGAGCAGUCAGCUCAAAGAGGUAUUCUAGGAGACAGUUCCUGACUUAACAGUAGGAGAGAAUGCAUGGAGUCAUUUCAGGCCCAGGCAAAGGUUUCAGCACCUGAGAAUCAUAAAGGCAUGCUUCUAGUCUUUAAAACUGGAAAUGUACCCCUGAAAGUGAGUGAAGCCAAGUUAAAAUUUCUUAAGAAAUAAAGGAGUGAAGUACAGCAGAAACUGAAUGCCGGAAAUAGACACAAACCUCCUUAAUUUACAUAAAUGUCUACACGUUGCAAAUUUUCGUUUUUUCUUGGCACAUUGUAAAGUGCAGGAUGCGCAUAUUGAUAAUGAGCAGAACUGUCUGGAACAGAGGGUAUCAGUUGUGGGCACCUUCCAUGCUAUCAGUAUUACCUUCCUUAAUAAUAAAGAGUGCGGUCAAAAUUUACCACAUGCUUUGAUUGAAAUUGGGUAGGGCCACUGCUGUGCUUUGGCCCUUGCGGGAAGGCAGUUCCAGUCCCUCGAGUCAGUCAGCAGGCCAUCCCUGGAAUAGACACAGAGGUCUUUUAAUAACUGGAGAUCUUGUAACAAUAGACGUAAUGGACAAGAAGUAUAUUGCUCCAUAGCCCUAACACCAUAGCAUUGCAUCCCAUAGCACAAAUACAAUAUAAACAUCGUACAGGCCUAGAGGAACAUUUCCACUGAAUUUACUUCAUGAAGUGGCUAAAAGAGAGUGCCAUUAUGCCAUUAGACCAGUUUGUUAGCUAGCGGGACUAUUCCGAAAAGGCAGAAUUAGUGCUUUUGUUCUUUAUUAUGGGGUUUUAAGAAUGUGACCCUAGGACACUCUUCAAACCUUUUACAGUUCCCACAGCCUUCUUUGAAGGCAUGUAUGUAAGCUAAAACUAAUUCUCUCAGGGAAUAUUCUUGAACACUAGUAUUUCUCAUUAGGGUCAGGGAUGGCAAGAGGCCUGUUUGGGACAGAAUAUGUGAACCUUCAGCUUUAACCUGGUAUAAUAUGCCAAAUGUUUGGGAGACAUUCUCACACACUUCUGGCCUCUUUCCGCUCAUCUGUGACAUGAUCUGAUGUGCUGGCUUUCCACUGCUUCGAAAUGGAGGGUGGGAAGGUUUUUAUCACCCCAAGUCCAUUGCUACCAGGCAGCACUGCUGUUAAUGGCAUCUAAAAGGAAAACAAUUUACACUAGGCAGUGGUUUGAAUUGGUGAGAUUUCUGUCCCCCGACAGUACUCAGUUUGUGUGGUGAGAAUUGGAAUUCAUUUUUAAAAGGUGAGGCAAACUUGACAGGGCAAAUGUUAAAAGAGGCAUUAAGGAAUAAAACCACCCUCCCUUGACCCAGAUGUCAACAUUGUACCAUGCAGUUUCAGUAUCUAUAUUUUUAUUUAACUAUAUUUUCUACCCAGCAGCAUUGUACCAUGUCAAAAGGUUUCUAGCAUGUUCAUCAUUUUUUCUGAAUUGUAGUUUGAGGAUGUAUCCUGCCCCUGAUCCACAAUACUUGGGUUGGGCAGACGACCCAAACUAUCAUCCUCCUAUGAUGACCUUGGAUGGAUCAGAAACAUCACCUCAUCAAAUGGAGGUAGGGUUGGUUACAGGUUUCUUCUCUUAUCAUAUAGGGAGUUCUACAAGUAGCACAAAUGCCUAAAACCAUUCAAUUAAAAAUAACCAGAUGGAGGUCAAGGGAUGCAUCACAACAAGAUCUGAAAUCAACCAGACUUACUCCUGUGUAAAUAUGCAUAGGACUCCACUAUUGUUGUUGUUGGCAUCCUUCUUGUCUCAAGAGACAAUGGAGUGAACCUCCAGGGGUGAAGUCAAACCGCUGUAUUAGCAGCACCAAAGUGAUCUCCCCAGGGCACAAGCCUGGGCAGCGUGUAUGGAGGUGCUGGACUGCCCAGACAACAAGACCCCCUCACUAUCCAAAGAAAAGUAGAGCAAUAUGUUUGGCAUCAGCUUGGCUGCAGCAGUUGCCACAAGGAGGCAUAAAAGGCGCCAUUCAACAGUCUUAGGGACUCCACUCCCACAAGUGUCACAUUUAAAUGCAUCCUGCUUAAAUUAGUUACUAUAUUACAGGUCUGCCUGUUUAUUCUUGGUACAGGAACUUCUUGUUAGCGUCAGCAUAGAGGACUCCCCCCGUCUAAAGGACUUUUGGCAGAUUGUUGUAACACUGAAUACAAGAAAUCCAAUUUAGCUGAGAUUACAUUUAUUUUUAAAGACUUGACAGGCAGUCUCUCCUAAGCUUCCUUGUACUGUCUUGACCUUGAUGAAUUCCUGGCUGUAUGCAAUUCAUUACCUUCAGCUAGCUCUUAUAAGACCACUUCCUCAGUCCUGAGACUCAGCAAGAGAGACAAGUGCCUAUGACUUGACAUGUUUUACAGGGUAGUUUGCCAGCAUGCAGAUUACCAACAUGUGGUAAUUAAGCUAAUUUUGUGUGGUACUAGAAGUAGGUCAAUGCUUUGUACUUUGCAUGCUUGCCAAUCCAAUCAGCCAUCAGGCCCUCCCCCACCAACACACACAACCAUUCCAUUUUGCAUAUUUUAGUUCCACUCAGUCAAUCUUCUUUCAUGGAUAAAAGUAAACACGCAUUAAUAGCUAAAAACCUGAUCCCACUCAACAACCUGAUCCCUCUUUUAUUUAUUUAUUUGAAUUUCUGAGCUUAAACUGUAAUUCUUGCAAGUAGUUGCUUUUAUGUGAACUAAGACUGACAAUCAGGACAUUUCUAUUUUGAUUGUCUCUCGCUGCGUUUAAAAUAACCUCGUGUUUGAAAAGCAAGUAAGGGGUCAUUGCAUAAAUUAGAUUUAUUUAUUUUUAAAUGGUACUCAUCAAAGCUUAGAGGAUUUUAAUGUUUAAACCACUAUUUUAUCUACCCACCAUAAUUUUGUUUUUGAAUUUUGCUUUAAAGAAAAACAACAACGCUCACUUGGCAAAUGGCCAUAGUACAUGCUGCUGUAGGUGAUCACAGAGAGUUCUCUUGCAAGGUUGUAUUAAACUGCAUUCUCAGAAUAAGUCAUGCAACGGAUGGUGACCGAUAAAAGAUGUGGCAGAAUGUUUGCCCCAAGAAAAAUCCAAACAAUUUAGUAAGAAGGCCACAUGUAGUUAUGCACCUGGAUACCUGUGUGAACACCAUGAUUUUUUCAGAUUAAAAUGUCUGAGAGCUGGGCACGUUCAAAACUACAUGGUACAACCCUUUUUAGACUGUACCACUUAAACUUUGGAGGUAGGGAUUUAAAUGUCACACACACAAACACAAAAAAUAGCAUUCCACAUAGAAGAAGAACAAAGCAGUGAGAAGGCUAUGUGAUAAUUUGUAUUAUUGAGUUGUUAUUAUUUUGAUUAUGUAUUUUGUGGUUUUAUAUUCUGAUUUUAUUCUGUGAACCACCCUGAGACCUGCAGAUAUUGGGUGGUAUAUAAAUUCUAAUAAUAUUAAUAAUAAUCCACCUUUCCUCCAGAACCAGGACUCGAGGUGGCUCACAAAAACUGAAGCACAAGUAAAACACAGAUAGCGAAAAACAUAUAAAAGAUAACUUAAAAAACAAUUAAACUAUAACAGAAUUAAAAUGAUGUAAAAAGAUUUAUUAAAAUGCAGAUAGCAAAAACAGCGCAGCACUAUUAAAAAGCCCUUUCUUUAGAAGCAGCCAGUUUCCCCAAGCCUGCUAGAAUAAGAGAGUCUUCAGCUGGCGGAAAGACAGUGAGGAGGGAAGCCAGUCUAGCCUUUCUAGAAAUGGAGCUCUGAAGUCUGGGAGGAACUAUUGAGAAGGCCCUCUCCCAUGUCCUCACCCAACUCUUUUUUCCAUGCAAAAUUUUCCACAGGCAGGACAGAGAUAUUUCAGAGGGCCAAUAUUCAAAAUACUUGAUCCAGCUGCAGUUUGAAGUGGUGUGGCCUGGGAAAAGGCUGUACCCUGUGGUUUUUCUGAGCAUGACAUGCACCCCAGUCCUUUGCUGAUCAGAGCUUAUCCCUUCAACUAGAUCCUCAAGUACCAUUCUGGCUUCUGGCCCUUGAGAAGAUUCAGUGUGCAUGUCAGGAAACUUAAGAGCUAGUAGGAACAUGUAGAAAAGCCUUGGCCAAGGAUAUAUUUCUUAAUAAAUACUAACUUCCUUUGCAUGAUUCAGGUUUACAGAACGUUCAGGAAAUAUUUUGUAAGACAGAGUACAGUGGUACCUCGGGUUAAAUACUUAAUUCGUUCCAGAGGUCCGUUCUUAAUCUGAAACUGUUCUUAACCUGAAGCACCACUUUAGCUAAUGGGGCCUCCUGCUGCUGCCGCGCCGCUGGAGCCUGAUUUCUGUUCUUAUCCUGAAGCAGAGUUCUUAACCUGAAGCACUAUUUCUGGGUUAGUGGGGUCUGUAAUCUGAAGAAUAUGUAACCUGAAGCAUAUGUAACCCAAGGUACCACUGUACUCCCAUUUGUUAGACAUUAGUAAAGUGUGAAGACCCCUCUGCAAAAUUUUGCUAAACAUCUGAGACUAUGAACUCCUGAUUAUAAUAUUUCGAACUGUUUCUUUUGGUUUUGAAUAUGUGUAUCAGUAAAGACAAUAUUGUCAAAGAGAGAUUUAUGCAAUCCACUAAUGAAGUGGUUUUCUACAAUUUAUUGCACCAAUGCCACAAAGAAAUUGACAAAUGAUACUGUACAUUUACAGCCCAAAUUAAGAAGUUUCCACAGUUUGACAUUAGAAUCCAGUCAAUAAAAAAACCCCCAAACACUAUUUGCUUUUCUCUCUCUGAACACAAACUUGCAGCGACACACACCCACACCCUUCUCCUAGUACGGCAUAUGUUACUUCAUCUGUUCCAGGUAACAUGCUUUAUUAUAUAAGCUUGCUACACUUAAAAUAUGGUCCAUAUGAAUCAGAAGAAGUUUGCUCCUGCUUAGGAAACAAAGAAGUAGACAUGUUUGGAGGAGAGGACAGCAGAAUACUAUUAAUACCGCAUGAAAAAUAAAAGGUUUUGGAAUCUUGAAGAUUUCAGACAAGAUUCCUUUCUCAUUGCCACUUUCAGUGUUUCUCAGGUACAUUCACAUUACUUUAAAAACUAUUAAAAAUAUCAGAACUAAAGCAUGCUUAUGAUAAAAGGGUAGCCAUUGCAGUGCAUCACCAGUGCAGUUUUUGCCCUCUCAAACGCUACAGCACAAUCUUUCAGAAAAUUCAUGACAUGUACAACUUUUAAGUUGCCCCCUACUGGCAGCUUAAUUCUGUCAACUGAGGUAGUUUUUUUAAAAACGGAAGGAUAAAACACAUUAUUUUUUUCUUAGAUAUAGAAUGAAGCUACUUUUUCUAAAAUGAUACAAUUGUUAAAGAUCUGCAUGGUUCUUUUAAAGGGGAAAAAAGUAUAUUAUGAUUUUAUUCUGAGAUAAAAGCAAGGGUUGUUAAUUAAUUUGAUUCCUUGACCAUAAUUUAAGUACAAGGAGGGUAUCUUUAACCCUUGCCUUUGUGGUCUUCUCUGUCAAAAACUGGGCUUCAUUCAUUUGGAAGGGAAGGUUUCAGAGGAAAAUUGAUUUUUUGAGUUAAUUUGCAAUAGAAAGAAAGGCAGGGAACAGAAUAAUGCUGCUAUGGAUAACUACUAGCUUCUAAAACAGGAAUGACCGUAUGAUUAAGUGUUGUCAUGAAAGCAUUGGCAGGGAUGAAUAAGCAAUGAGACAAAAUGGAAAAUCUGACAAGCCCCAGAAAAAGAAAAUUAUUAAAUCGGUAUUUGGACAAACAUUGCAUCCAAUUGCCAACACUGCUUGGGUCAGUUGCCAAAUAUGACAAAACUUCUUUCUACUUCCAUUUAGCACUUUCAGUCCAACAUGGGAGAUUGCAGAAUGUGCCAACCGGGAGUCUUUCAAAAAAAUUGUAAGUAGUUUUUGCUUUCUUACUCUAAUUUCACACAGUCACCUGCAGAACUUGGAAGUUAAAAUGAAGUCACAAGAUUUAUACUGAACCUUCUAAGAAAGCCCUAGGUAUAGGGUUUGAAACCAAGACGAAUAUGGUCCUAUGUGUACAGUUGUAUAGUAACAUAGAAAAUUGAAAGAGAGCUCGUGUUACUAACUUCCCAUUUAAAACCACAUACAUUUCUCUUUUAGAAUUAAGACAUACAAGAGAGGAAGGCACCAAGAGGCUAGUGCAAAACGUUCUGUGGGAUCGCUUCAGACACUUGAGAAUUAUCAUAAUGAAUAGCUGUCACUGUUACCAUGACCACCUUCCCCUCGCGAUAUCCUCUCUGAGAUUUCUUCUGUAUGUUUCAUCCGUCUACUUAAAGAAGUCGAUCCUGCUUCUGCAGUGUGCUGAAGAGAGAUCUCUUAUUCACGGGGCAACAGAUAAGAGUUUAUGUUUUAAAACAAGCUAUCCAGAGUUGAUGCUAAUGGGUGCUUUUAAUGCUAGUCCUACACAAAGUAGACUCAGUGAAAUGAACACAGUUUCAUUCAUUUCAGUGUUUCUAAUCCAAGCAGGACUAGGAUGGAUACAAACCUAUGUCCAUUAUCAUAUCGGUUCUUAAGGUUCAAACACGAGCUUUUUUGAGCUGGUUGUACAUAUGUUAGGAUGCUCAACCUGUAAGACCAGAAAACUGGAAAUUCAAGAUGUGGCAUUUGCAACAAGGUAAGUUUGCAGUGGAGAUUACUACUACUUUCUCCCAUUUUCAUCUAGCUGUGAUGCAGGAUCCAAAACUUCCGUCUCCGCCAAGAACAACCAAAAACAACACUGCCGCUCUCGUGCUGCUUCGUCCAUUUUAAGAGCCAAUCAGCCACACAACAAGAUUGUGGUAGCUGACUUCCAACUUCUUGUUCCAUGGAGGUUUUAUGAGCUAACAAAAGAGAAUGGGCAUGCAUACGUACUCCAAUUCAUCACCUUGUCCAUCCGAACACAGGAAUGCUUCUGUGCAUACAGAUUUGAUUACUGCUCCCCAUUUGGGUGGGUGGGAAAUCAGAACAAGACAACAAUAGUAAGGAAACCAUACUUAGAGUUGUUUUUUGUUUGGCUGAAAACUAUGUAUAAGUAGGGAAUCCUCCAAUAGUGUUUAAUUCUUUUGUCCAUUAAAAUACAAGGAUGCAUUCUUGAUUAGUUUACUCCAAAAACAGUAUAAAAACCCUGAAUGUCUUUUAUAUUAUGUAAACUGAAAUUCCGCUGGUAAGCGUCCAAACAAAAUGCAGAAGAGGAAAAGUGACAGAAUGAACUGUCACCUUGUGGUCCUCUGUUCCCCCAUCUCUUCAUGUUUGCUCUCUUCUGCACACACGCAUCCCAUCUGCUUUACU